AUGGACAAUGAUAAUCAGUUAUCAAUCUACGUUGGGAGUGUUGAGAGAGAAAUUGAAAACAAGGGCUAUUUUUUGAAACAGGUACUCGAUGCCAUUGAAGUGCUAAAGCUCAAGCGACAUGCAGACACAGAAGAAUCUCACGGCUCCUGGCAUGAAUUUUCGAGAAAGGUAAUGUUUACUUCGGAAAGAUCUGAUCCAAUCGGACUGUGUCUUGCCUUCUGUGAAGAGCGUCUUCGUCUAAAAACGAGCAAGGAAUAUCUAACAAUGGAGCCGUUAGAUGCUCUCAAAGAAGCGCUGAAAUUUCAGAAAUCCCUGAACCGGGGACUUGAAUCCUUUAUGGAGCUAAUGAAGGUAAGAAACAAAGGCUCAGGGCCAGUGUUCGAUCAAGAGACCGGGGAUCUUACAAAACACCAAAACUCCGUUUUAUGGAGGAAGUUGCAAAUAUUUGUUGAAAACUUCUUAGCAAUUGACACAUCUUCCGAAUCGACGGAAGCAGACAUUGUUGCCGGAAAGAUAUUUGAAGUUCUAUCUCAUCUAAUAAAAGGCCAAAAAGCUGUUCAAAAAGAUUGUGUGCAACAGCAGCUCCCAGGUUUUUACAGGCUUUUAAUAAAAACUAAAUGUACAUACACUGACAAUGAGGGCUGCGUCAGAUUGAUUUUUCACGAAAGCGCGCUCUGA
This is a messenger RNA of Lachancea thermotolerans CBS 6340, 678 nucleotides long. It is a transcript of the gene MCM22, whose product is annotated as Mcm22p. The coding region runs from base 1 to 678 and encodes 225 amino acids. The transcript has a single exon. NCBI's taxonomy places the organism in Eukaryota, Fungi, Ascomycota, Saccharomycetes, Saccharomycetales, Saccharomycetaceae. The record is from RefSeq and is a predicted model, not a curated record.